AAUGCCAAACUCUCUGUGAGUGGGAAGAGCAGAGCAGAUGCUGGAAUGAGAUGCCAAAGCAGCUCCCCUUUCCCCUGCGCUUUUGGGUGCCUAUAAAUUGCUCCAGCGCGCUCGUCAGCCUCCUCCUCUCCUGGCAGGUGGCACCCGGGCAGGAUCCCGCUCUCUUCUCCGGCUCCGGCUCCGGCUCGGGCUCCGGCUCCGGCGCGGCGCGGCGGUGCGUUGCGGGCUCUCGGCGGCGGGCAGCGGGGCGGCGGCGGGGCGGCCGGGAGGAGCGUCCCCGCUGAGGACUGUCGUCUCUGCGAGGGGAGGAAAAAGAGGAGAGAGCGAGCGAGCGAGCGAGGAGGCGAGCGGGGCGAUCGCGAGAGGAAAGGCAAGUUCCAGGGAAAGUUGACUCAGACUGGUACAGCCUGCAAAAAAAAAAAAGUCGAUCGCCAGCGGGAGCAUAAAAGUGCGGGCGGCCGGGGCGCGGCGGCAGCUCUCCCUCCCCUCCUCUGCUCUCCUCUGCUCUCCCUCCCGCCCCGCGGCCGCAGCGGCCGCAGCGGAGCCGCGACCCGCGGGAGCCCCCGCCGCCACCGGCAGCGGGAGGGCGGCGAAGCCCCAGGGGAGCCGAGCUCGGGCGGGCUCGGCUGUUUUUCGGCUCUGAGGAGGUCCCCGGCCAACCAUCAAGAUUUUGUCCAAAAGCAGGCAAGAGGAUCGCCCUGCGCUGAGCCGGCUGGUGGGCAGCAGGCGGCGGCUGAUCGCGGCCGGCGCGCUGGGGGUGGUGAUGGUGCUGCUGCUGGUCAUCCUCAUCCCGGUGCUGGUCAGCUCAGCCGGCACCUCGGCGCACUACGAGAUGCUGGGCACCUGCCGCAUGGUCUGCGACCCCUACGGCGGCACCAAGGCGCCCAGCACGGCGGCCACGCCCGACCGCGGCCUCAUGCAGUCCCUGCCCACCUUCAUCCAGGGGCCCAAGGGGGAGGCCGGACGGCCGGGCAAAGCGGGGCCCCGCGGUCCCCCGGGAGAGCCGGGGCCGCCCGGCCCGGUGGGGCCGCCGGGUGAGAAGGGCGAGCCGGGGCGGCAGGGCCUGCCGGGCCCCCCCGGGGCGCCGGGGCUGAACGCGGCGGGGGCCAUCAGCGCCGCCACCUACAGCACCGUGCCCAAGAUCGCCUUCUACGCCGGCCUCAAGCGGCAGCACGAGGGCUACGAGGUGCUCAAGUUCGACGACGUGGUCACCAACCUGGGCAACCACUACGACCCCACCACCGGCAAGUUCACCUGCUCCAUCCCCGGCAUCUACUUCUUCACCUACCAUGUGCUCAUGAGGGGCGGUGACGGCACGAGCAUGUGGGCCGACCUCUGCAAGAACAACCAGGUUCGAGCUAGUGCGAUUGCUCAGGAUGCCGAUUCAGAACUACGACUACGCCAGUAACAGUGUGUUCUUCAUUUGGAGCCAGGAGACGAAGUUUACAUUAAAUUAGAUGGAGGAAAAGCACAUGGAGGAAACAACAACAAAUACAGCAAUUUUCUGGAUUUAUUAUUUAUGCCGACUGAUAAUGAGUAAAACAGACCCACCAAACCAGUCCAGAAAUGAAGCUUGCUCUUCUAAGCAAUGGAUUUGCGUGCAAAAGUCAAUGAAACAAGCACCCCAGCAGAGCGCGACCAUCAACACCUCAGUAGCGGGGGGAAAAAGUCGAAUGCUACCUGAUUCAACAUCCUGUACAACACAGAGAAACAUUAUGUUAAAAAAUUACAAACAAGUUAAACAGAUGUGCAAUCCACUACCGCCAAAGCGAAUACUUCCUCAUUGUCCAGUGUCCAUGUGAAUGAAGUCCUACAUAGAGCAAAUUUUUAUAGAAAAAUAAACCACCACCUAAGACGCUGAGGUAUUUUUUCAGUGUAAUAUGAUACUUUGAUGUGUUAUGAUCUUGCUGCUUUAUCCAUACUUCAGCUUUGGUUCUUGUGACUUACUUGCUAACAAUGAUGCUUGGAGUCCACUCAUAGUGUGAUGAGGAAUGAUUUUCCAAUAAAAGGAAGGGGUAAUCAAAAUAUACUUUCUCUCUCCAAAGGA
Strigops habroptila (Kakapo) is the source of this 2047-nucleotide messenger RNA. It is a transcript of the gene C1QL3, whose product is annotated as complement C1q like 3. The record is from RefSeq and is a predicted model, not a curated record. The transcript has 2 exons. Lineage: Eukaryota; Metazoa; Chordata; Aves; Psittaciformes; Psittacidae. Gene Ontology annotation, molecular function: protein binding. The coding region runs from base 764 to 1408 and encodes 214 amino acids.